GGUACAUAAAAAGAGUAGUAGUACAAUCAAGAAAGCAAAAAAACAAAAAAGAAAAAGUGUGCAGCAAUGGCGGAAACAGCAGAAGAAGAAACUCCAAUAGUAAUAAAUGAAGAAGAUGAAGAGAAAAUAAUACAAUAUUAUUCUUCAUUUCAUCUAAUACUUUUAGUUGGUGAUGGAGAUUUUUCAUUUUCUCUUUGUUUAGCCAACUCUUUUGGUUCUGCUUCCAAUAUUGUUGCAUCGUCUCUUCAAUCUCAUGAGGAGGUGAUCAAAAUGUACAAGAAUGGGAAGUCGAACUUGGAAAAGUUGAAAGCUUUAGGAGGAACUGUAUUACAUGGUGUGGAUGCAACUAAAAUGCAGCAUCAUUCUGAUCUUAGGAAUCGGAAAUUUGAUCGGAUUAUUUAUAACUUUCCUCAUGCAGGGUUUCAUGGCAGUGAGGAGAAUAAUCAUCUCAUCCAAAUGCAUAAGAAUCUUGUGGGAAGGUUUUUCGGAAGUGCGAAAAAAAUGUUGCGGGUUGAUGGUCAAAUUCAUGUAACCCAUAAAAUCAGUCCUCCAUACGACCUUUGGGAUCUUGUUGGACUUGGAUCAAGAAACUCCUUGAUUUGUAUCGAUUGUGCUGAUUUCAAGAUUGAGAAUUACCCUGGUUACAACAAUAAGAGAGGAUCUGGUUCCAAAUGUGAUGAGCCUUUUCAUCUGGGUGAGUGCAAUACGUUCAAGUUUAUAUUUAAUCCAUCUCGUAAGAAUGUGCCAAGAACAAAACAAAAGAAACGCUAUUUACAGGCGCCAUCUCAGAGUUUUCAAAAUGUUCCAAACUCCAUAAGUCCUCCGAUUUACUCCCACCAUCCAGCUUAUGUCAGUGACAUGAUUCAUGCCGGUUUACCUGCUAGGUAUGACCCCACAAGUGAAUUUUUCAGGAUCUUUAAGCCGCACAUCAGUUAUAUUCAAGAAACAUUUGGAAGAGUGGACGUUGAUGUUGAACUUUCAGUUCGUCGAGCUAUACAUCAUGGUGCUUUGAUGUUCAGAGACGAGGCCAGGAGGCCCCCCGAAGAUUACUUGGCAAUUUUGGAAGAAUUUCAUUGUUGGAGCCGCUCAAGAAUUACGAGGUUACAACAGGAGCUACAAGAUCUCGAUCGAAGGGUGUUUGAACGACAGGGUAUGGGAUGUUACCCAUAAAUUAUGUGAAUACUAGAUAUGCAUCUCCAAGUAGUUACUGUUUAUUAACUAAUCUAGUUUUGGUGAAAGAUCUUAUUCACAAACAAAUAUUCUGAAGAGUUUGUUUUAUCAAGUUGAAUUCUGUUGCCAAAAUCA
This is a messenger RNA of Capsicum annuum, 1305 nucleotides long. Its product is annotated as heavy metal-associated isoprenylated plant protein 41. The record is from RefSeq and is a predicted model, not a curated record. Lineage: Eukaryota; Viridiplantae; Streptophyta; Magnoliopsida; Solanales; Solanaceae. Gene Ontology annotation, molecular function: rRNA (uridine-N3-)-methyltransferase activity. Bases 67 to 1170 code for a protein of 367 amino acids. The transcript has 3 exons. Gene Ontology annotation, biological process: rRNA base methylation. Gene Ontology annotation, cellular component: cytoplasm.